Messenger RNA from Salvia splendens (bonfire salvia), 535 nucleotides. RefSeq names its product heavy metal-associated isoprenylated plant protein 8-like. The transcript is spliced from 3 exons. The coding region runs from base 46 to 393 and encodes 115 amino acids. The record is from RefSeq and is a predicted model, not a curated record. Gene Ontology annotation, molecular function: metal ion binding. Lineage: Eukaryota; Viridiplantae; Streptophyta; Magnoliopsida; Lamiales; Lamiaceae.
CAUCCUAAGCUUCCCAAGCAAGACAAGGAGAAGGAGAAGGAAAAAAUGGAGGAGCCUCUUGAGACGAUUGAGGCUGUUUUGAAAAUCAACAUGCAUUGCGAUGGCUGCGCAAAAGAGGUCAAAUGCUGCAUCUACGACAUGGAAGGGGUGGAAAGAGUUGAUGUUGAUGUGGAGAAGAAUGUGGUGAGAGUGAAGGGAAACAUGGAUCCUAAUAAAGUUGUGGAGUUUAUCAGCAAGAGAGGUGGAAGAAGUGCAGAAAUUGUGCAACCGGAUUUGACUAAUGCCGAAGGAGAGAGAGUGGACUGUUCUUGCAAUUGCUAUGCUUCACAACAAGCUGUGUAUGCCCCCCAGAUUUUCAGUGAUGAGAAUCCCAAUGCUUGCUCUGUCAUGUGAAGAAGAUGCUAUCAUCACCUCACAAAUCGGUAAGUAAAUAUUUGAUCACUGAAAUGGUGUGAUCUUUGUGACAGAUGGGAUGGUUAAUUGAGGUAAUAUUGGUGCAUCUGUAAACUUACAUCAACUUAAAAUGGUUAGCAAU